AUGUUCCCGAUACGUGUCCAAAAGAUUAAAAAUUCAUUGCCUGCCCGAGGCAGCACAAGUGGUAAUACCACCGCAACCACUAGUACUCCCCAAGCUGACGGGAACAUGUCGUCCUCGUCAUCUACAAAAAAGAAGAGAGCUCUAUUUCCAUCAUUGACAGAUAGAGAUGAUAUUGAGGACUCUUCUGACUCAAGUCUUACGGAACUCAGCAGUGAUGACGACGGUGAUGGUAAUAAGGAUAAAGGAAAAGCCAAGCAGGAAGAUGACAACGACGAGGACGACGAUGAAAUGGAGUGGGAGGACGUGCUUCAGGCCACUAUUGAACCAGCUUCAGCAGCACCAUCCUCGGCUUUGAGGAUAGAGGGUGAUCUGCAUCUCACACUUGAUGGCAAUCUAAAUGAGUUCUCAACGAAGAAGAAAGGGGCAUCUGCUAAGGAGCGUCAGAUGCGCGUUUUAACACAUUGCCUGCAUGUGCAGUUCCUACUCUUUCAUGGAAGUAUCCGGAAUAGAUGGCUUUGCGACCCGGAGCUGCAGGCUGUGCUGCUGUCACAGGUUACACCGGGCAUCAUGAGGGAUAUUGAAAAGUUUCAUACUCGGAAGGAAAGGAAAUCAGAUGAGAAGGCUGCGUCAAAGGGUGUAACAGAGCCAAUUUUGAAGCUUUUAGGGGUCUUGAUUCACUGGUGGAAAAAGAAGUUUACAAUCGAUAAACCCGGAAUGAGGAAGAAUGGGUAUAAAACGCUGCAGCAGUUUCGAGACGAGAGAGAGGAAGAGAGUGAUAAGUUUGAGUUUAUUAAUGGUAAUAAAGGUCCAAAUGGAGAGGAUAAAGUUACAUUGAUGAAGAAUCAGGGCGAGAAAAUCGAGAGCCUAGAAGAAUUUAGGAAGAUGGCCAAAGAGUGUAGGGGUAGUCGAGACGCUGGUGCUAUCCUUUUUACGGCUUUACUGAGAGCCAUAGGAAUUGAAUCGCGUCUGGUAUUUUCUCUGCAACCAUUAGGAUUUGGGUUUACUGAACGCGAAAACUACACUGGAACCGGCCCAGUUAAAAAAGAAAUGAAGACAUCGCAGAAGAAGGCUGGCCAUGGUGGUAAGGGUAAACACAAGAUAGAACAAUCAAGUGGUGAAGAGGACAGUGAGGAUGAUAGCGACACAGGUGGUGGUUUCAUCCGAGAAAAAUCAAGUUCAUCCCACAAACCUAAGCAACCCACAUUCGAUAAAGACCUUCCAUACCCAAUAUUCUGGACCGAAGCCUGGUCACCCACCACUAAGAAAUGGAUAACUGUAGAACCAAUAGUCCUCACCGUUGUUGGCUCCACGCCAGACCUCCUCGCGAAGUUCGAGCCAAAAGGUAAAGGAGCUGCAGGCUCGAAGCAAAUAAUCGCCUAUGUAAUCGCCUUCUCUUCAAAUGGGACAGCUAAAGAUGUUACUGUAAGAUAUCUCGCUAAAAACUCAUUCCCUGGAAAGACAAAAGGGUCAAGGAUACCAGUUACAGAUAUCCCCGUCUAUGAUUACGAGGGGAAGGUGGUGGAUGCUCGCAAACGGGACUGGUUUGGCGGGGUAAUGAGGGGAUAUCGGACACCUGUAGAGUUGAGGACAGAGGAUGAAAAGAAGGAAGACGAGGAGUUAGGAAAAUUUAUAGCGAAGGAAAAGGUAAAGGUAGUCCAACAGCAGCAGAAGGAAAGUAUCAGCUAUUACAAGAAUAAUCCCGACUAUAUACUGGAACGCCAUAUGAAACGUGACGAGGCUGUAAGGCCGGGGAAAACACAUAUCAAGACAUUCACAGCUGGAAGAGGUGAAAAGGCUAAAGAGGAAAAGGUAUACGCAAAAGACGACAUUGUAUCCUGCAAAACCGUCGAGAACUGGUGGCGAGAAGGCAGGACCAUUAGAGCGGGCGAACAAGCUCUGAAAAGAGUCAAGCCUCGUGCUGCUACACUAAAUAAGAAACGGGAAAUUGAGGAUGCAAAACGAGACGGCGAAAUUGUCAUGGAGGGUCUUUAUAGCGAAGACCAGACAGAGAUCUAUAAUCCUCCCCCAAUUGUGGAUGGUAAGAUUCCACGAAACUCGUUUGGGAAUAUCGAUAUCUACGUUCCCUCCAUGAUCCCACCAGGGGCAAUUCACCUGCCUCUGAAAGGGACUGGGAAGCUAGCUCGUAGGUUGGGAAUUGACUACGCAGAAGCCGUGACGGGAUUCGAAUUUAAAAACCAAAGAGCAGUCCCAUGCAUCGAAGGAAUCAUCAUUGCCUCCGGAAACGAAGAUAUCCUACGCGAUGCAUGGAGAGCAGAGCAGGAAGAAAUCAAGAGAAAAGCGGAUGUAAAGCGUGAAAGGGCAGCAUUAGCACUGUGGCGGAGAUUUCUGAUGGGUCUAAGGAUCGUAAAACAUCUGAGGGACGAGUAUGGGGAUGAUGCUGAAGGUGCUGUGGAUGUGAACCCAUUUACGAAGAAGUCACAUCAUGUCGUAGAGGAACAGCAUCAAGAUGGACCUGUAGAAGGUGGCGGAUUUUUCAGGGAAGGCGACGAGCAGGAUAGUGGUGGUGGGUUCGUUAGGGAAGGCGAGGACCACGAUGAUGGUGGUGGGUUCAUUAGGGAAGAUGUAGAUUCGGGUGGAGGAUUCCUCAUAAACGACGCUGAUGGUAACGAAGGCGGCAGUUUCAUUAGGGGUGGGGCCAAUGAGGGCGGGGGCUUCAUUAUAGAUGAUAACGAUACUGGAGGAGGCUUCUUAAAAGACGCCUCUGAGGAAGCCGUAGAAGAACCCACAAGUUACCACAGCGGCGGUGGGUUCGAGGUGAUCCUCGACGAGGACAACGACCACUCACCCACCAUCCCUUCACCGCAGCCUCCGCAAAACGGAGCCAUGUCUUUCCGCGACCUGAUCUCACAGAAAGGGAGAAACAUAGACCCCGAGUCCUCUUCGUUAGACGAGGAGGAUGAAGAGGAUCAGGAGGAGGAGGGAGAGGAGGACGAAGACGAAGACUACAAUGCACCAACCCCAAUAGUCCGGUCCGCAUACUUCCCCUCUCCCGCAGCUACAGCUCCAGAACCACGAGGACUACACAGAAAGACCGUGAUCGAAGUCCAGAUACCCACUAAAGCCCGACCACCAUUCAAGCCUUCUGAAUACAAAGAAGUCACAGAAGACAGCGAAAAAGACAGGACAUCUCCAGAGUCUGCGGCGUCGGAGGAGAAAAGUAAAGAGCCCUCACCACUGCCACCGCCAAGAAGGAGCUCGAAGCGGAAAGCGGCAGCCGAGGCGGGGAGGCGCCAGAGUAAAUACUUCGCAUCUGCGGACCCCGAAGAUGAUGAUGAUGAGGAGUCCGCCGUUGUCCGGGGGCGUGCUGCGAGGGGUAGGGGUAGAGGUAGGGCUAGGGGUAGGGGUAGGGGUGUGGGGAGGUAA
Molecule: messenger RNA, 3384 nt
Organism: Morchella sextelata
Lineage: Eukaryota; Fungi; Ascomycota; Pezizomycetes; Pezizales; Morchellaceae
Exons: 6
Coding region: 1-3384 (1127 amino acids)
Biological process (GO): mismatch repair; nucleotide-excision repair
Cellular component (GO): nucleus; XPC complex; nucleotide-excision repair factor 2 complex
Molecular function (GO): damaged DNA binding; single-stranded DNA binding
Source: RefSeq, a predicted model, not a curated record